AUGUGGCUCGUUAUGGAUGAUCCUUGUACAGAGAGGCUUAGGUUGGCUAAAACUGUGAUAUCGUUGCUCGAGACGAAUAAGGUUAAGGAGUUGCCGCAGAUUGUUCCGGUUAAGAUUGAGGAAGAACCUGUUGAACCAAAGCAAGUUGAGCGACAGAUUCGAGUUUUCUCUGCUGUUCAUGAGAGUGUUGCUGCAAAAAUUGAGCUGCCUGAUUCUUUCUAUAACCUUACUGCUGAAGAACUGAAAAGGGAAACCGAUGAAAGAAAGGACGAGAUAGAAGAAUCUAAGCUUUUAAUUCCUAAGUCCUACAAAGAAAAGCGGUACAAGAAGACUUUCAUUAGAGUGCAGUUUCCUGAUGGAGUUGUACUUCAAGCUAUCUUUUCACCAUCUGAGUCUACUGGAGCUCUAUAUGAGUUUGUGAGCAAGGCACUGAAAGACCCAAGCCUAGAGUUCAGCCUCCAAUAUACGGAUUUAGUCAAGCACCAAUUGAUCCCUCGUUUUCCAGCAAACGCAGGAAAAGCACCAACACUCGAGGACGAAGAUUUGGUGCCAGCAGCCCUUAUUAAGUUCAGACUAAUCGAGGCAGAUGAAAUUGUUUUUACAGGACUGUGUAAUGAACUUCUUCUAAUCAGUGAACCCCUUGUGUUGGGUUCCGCUGUUCCUUCAUCUUAACCUGAAUUUGGGUUCGAGUCCAUCCUUUGGAAUGUGAAAAUCUUACAAAUAAUCGACUCAUGUUUUAGAAUUUUUGAUAUAUGUUGUUGACAUUUCACACAAUCAGGGCAGAAAAUACAGUUGUGCGUCUGGUUUAUCACGGUUAAAACUCAGUUUGUACAGAUGAGUUUGGCUUGGGGUUGUUUGAUAGUAUCAAAUCUUUUAUCUGUUGC
This is a messenger RNA of Striga asiatica, 884 nucleotides long. NCBI's taxonomy places the organism in Eukaryota, Viridiplantae, Streptophyta, Magnoliopsida, Lamiales, Orobanchaceae. The record is from the annotation of a GenBank genome assembly.